Meriones unguiculatus (Mongolian gerbil) is the source of this 4530-nucleotide messenger RNA. RefSeq names its product Wnt family member 9B (gene Wnt9b). Gene Ontology annotation, molecular function: cytokine activity; frizzled binding. Gene Ontology annotation, biological process: neuron differentiation; cell fate commitment; canonical Wnt signaling pathway. Gene Ontology annotation, cellular component: extracellular region. The transcript is spliced from 4 exons. The record is from RefSeq and is a predicted model, not a curated record. Lineage: Eukaryota; Metazoa; Chordata; Mammalia; Rodentia; Muridae. Bases 61 to 1140 code for a protein of 359 amino acids.
GCGGCGCUGCGAGCGCCGAGUGGCGCAGGGAGAUGCGAGAGUGCGCCCGCCGCCGGCACCAUGCGCCCCGCGCCCGCGCUGGCCCUGGCCGCGCUCUGCCUGCUGGCGCUACCCGCCGCCGCCGCCGCCGCCGCCUACUUCGGGCUGACCGGACGUGAGGUCCUGACACCCUUCCCAGGCGUGGGCACAGCGGCAGCGCCGGCACAGGCUGGGGCCCACCUGAAGCAGUGUGACCUCCUGAAGCUGUCCCGACGGCAGAAGCAGCUGUGCAGGAGGGAGCCUGGCCUGGCCGAGACCCUGAGGGACGCCGCACACCUGGGGCUGCUGGAAUGCCAGUUCCAGUUCCGGCAGGAGCGCUGGAACUGCAGCCUGGAGGGGAGGACUGGCCUGCUGCAGAGAGGCUUCAAGGAGACAGCCUUCCUGUAUGCCGUGUCCGCAGCUGCCCUCACUCACGCUCUGGCCCGGGCCUGCAGCGCUGGGCGCAUGGAGCGUUGUACCUGUGACGACUCCCCAGGCCUGGAGAGCCGGCAGGCCUGGCAGUGGGGUGUGUGUGGUGACAACCUGAAGUACAGCACCAAGUUCCUAAGCAACUUCCUGGGGCCCAAGAAAGGAAGCAAGGACCUACGGGCGCGAGCCGAUGCCCACAACACCCAUGUGGGCAUCAAGGCUGUCAAGAGUGGCCUGAGGACAACCUGUAAGUGCCAUGGUGUGUCGGGCUCCUGUGCUGUGCGGACCUGCUGGAAGCAGCUCUCCCCCUUCCGAGAGACCGGCCAGGUACUGAAGCUACGCUAUGACACGGCUGUCAAGGUCUCCAGUGCCACCAAUGAGGCCCUGGGCCAUCUGGAGCUCUGGGCACCUGCUAAGCCCGGUGGGCCUGCCAAGGGCCUAGCGCCUCGGCCCGUGGACCUGGUCUACAUGGAAGAUUCUCCCAGCUUCUGCCGGCCCAGCAAGUACUCUCCCGGCACGGCAGGCAGAGUGUGCUCCCGAGACACAAGCUGCAGCAGCUUGUGCUGCGGCAGAGGCUACGACACCCAGAGCCGAGUGGUGGCUUUCUCCUGCCACUGCCAGGUGCAGUGGUGCUGCUACGUGGAGUGCCAGCAAUGCACACAGCAGGAGCUUGUCUACACCUGCAAACGCUAGGCCUCCCCUAGGUGAGCCCUCGGCACCGCCAGGACUCCCUCCCAACUGCGUGCGCGAGCGUACCCCCGCUGAUGCGCAUGCCACGCACAAGAGUGGGACACUCACCUCUCUUCCCCACCAGACCAUUGGCUGGCCUUCUCCCUUCCCUGACACUCAGCAGGGAGAAACAGAGCCCUGCCUCCGAGUCCCAGGAUCACCAACCUGGUAGAGGACUUGGGGCAGGAGAACAGACUGAGGAGAGAGGGGAGUCCAUGAGGACCAGGGGAGGGCAGGAAUGGGGAUGCCAGGCUGGAAGAGAGAAGCAGCUUCCUGUCUCAAAGCCGACAAAAGCUGGGAGGAUGUGGAGGAGGAAGGCAGAGCUGGCUGGAGCAUGGGGCGGAAGGGCAUCCAACUGAGCUGGCCAACCUGCUUUCGUCUUACCCUGAUGGCAGAGAGUUCUGGGUGCCACAUGCCUGCCCUGAUCCGGUGGCUCUGCUCCCUGGAGACUGUUCGGAAUGUUUAUUGGAAGCAAGGGAAGCCGUGUAGGCUUGGGUGGAUCGAGUCUUGAGUCCUGGCACUCAGGGCUGCCUUCCUGUCUCUGUGUCUUGAGAGCUGAGUCCCUUAGAGCCAUCCGCCUCUGCCCAAUGAGACCCCAAAAUGCAUGUCAGAAGGAUGCAGGAGCCAGUGUCCAGGGCGGGACUCAGAUAACGCAACUAGGGUUGAGUGGGGAGACAGUGACCCUUGGUGGCCAAACGAACCUUUAAUCACAGCCCAGAGGAGGAGAGAGGCAGUGUCCUGACUGGGGAGAGAUAUGACUGGCUCUGUACUGUAACACCACCCUGGAGUGUGCGCUGCCAGUUUCUGUGACUGGUGUCCACCUGAGCUGCAAGGUCCCCGUACGUGUAGGAAGCACAGCACCGAAGACUGGUUGGCCCGCGGGCCACAGGUCGGCUUCACCUCUGCUCUCAAGGAUGCUUAUGCAGGCUUUUGCCCUGCCUAAGCGUCUGCUAAGCUUGGCCUCCUCAGCGGCCCCAUUCAUUUACUAAUGACUCUUCCCUUGGGCUCCCACCAGAGGAGAGCAGAAUAGCUGUUACUGGAUCCUUUGGUCAUUGUUAAUGCCUCCCAGCAAAGCCCUCUGUGAAAGGAGAGAAAAUAGUCCACACAUACAGGCUCACACAAGCACACACGCAGCCCGGCCAGGCACAGAUUUCCCAUGGAGCAGUGCCCAUCUCUCCAGUCCAGGACAAAGGCCUCAUCGGGCUCACUCUGCUGGAGGCUGGCAGGGACCAAAGCCAACCAGGAGGAAGCGACCUCCUUUGGGAAGGCUUUGGCCACUUGGCCUGCCGUGCCACGCCCGCCUGUAAACUUCCUUCCACCCUGAGCCCUCUACCCCUCUACGAGAGCAGGAAGCUUCACAGUCGGCGGGAGCUGAGCAGCAUCCCCCAUGCCAAGACCUCCAUUUGUCACCCAUCUUCUGUGGCUCGGGCAGCAUGAAGAUGCUGGAAGGAUCUUUGAGGGCAGAAGCUCCAAGGAGGAGCAACAGUGACCUGACACCCUUCCCCGGAGUGACUUGGCUGGUUAAAGGAGCCCACCCAUGGCUUGGCAGGAGGAGAAGAAUAGACUGAGUACUAGCUUUCUAGUUUCUCGAUGAAGGGAUAUUUGUUCCUUGGCAACGGCCGUCAUUCUUCUCCUCUGUGACCUCUACUCCUGCUCUUCCAGGAGGCUACACAGGCAAGAAGGGAACCUGGAACAACGUGGGGACUAGAACACCCUGACCUACAACCAAGCCACCUGUUUGUGCCCUGACUCUAUGGCCAGGAGGGCUGAGGGUUUGGAAGGGUCAAAGUUGGACCUGAAGUCUAGGGUGUGGCUGGCCAUUAACACUAAUGCCCUCGGAUACCCUCAGUCAGGCCCUCUUUUUCUCUUCUCCUUUCUCUCUCCAAGGCCCUUUUUUCCCCGUUCCCCCUAAAAGCCCAUCACAGCCAUGCUGGGGCCCCUCAAACUGGAACUUUAAGGGAGAUAUUUACAGGGUAUUUCUGCCUACCUCAUACGUAUAGUUCUUAGAAAAUAAUUUAUAUAGCUAAGAUAUAUGGGAAAGUAUUUAUGUUAUUUAUAUAGCUUCUCUAUUUCUUGGGCACCAUAUGUGGGGUUCCCGUGUUUACCCAGAAGCCUCUGGAGAAACACAGAUGGGCCUGCCUGGGGCAUUGCAGAGCUGGAUGCCAGGUAGCUGAGGGAGACCUCAGCUCCUGUCUCACAAAAGUCUGUCUUGGAGCUCUGGAGCAUACAUCCCUCCUGAGAUGAGUCCUGUGAGACCGAGCGGGAUCUUCCGUGUGUCUCUGCCUCCGGCCCCAAAAGUUUCGCUCACAAAGGACAAAAAGGAUGAGCACACUUUCCACUUUCAGAAACAUUCACUCUUUACCUUCCCUUGAUCUCCCCCCGUUCCCCCAUGAGGCUAGGGGAGGCCACACCACUGUACCAUUUUCCAGAUUUGGCCCAGAGAUGGAGGCGUGUGCUCAAAGUCACGAAGAAGGGAACGAUGAGUGAAUAUUGACUUAAGCAUUCCCCAGGAACCAGACAGAGGCCUGGACCUACCUGGAACCCGAGAGUCAAAGCCGGUUGUUCUCACUCUGAAGCUAGGAACUAAGUGAGGUCCUUACUGUGUGUGACCCCAGCCUUCCGCCAUGGAUGGCAUGCUAGUUUCUCCAGCAAGCUGAGUCUCCUGUCUCAAGGACUGGGACUUCCUGAGAAGACUGGCGAGACAAGGACUCCAUGGAGGUUAUUCCUCAGGAUCCUGCAGCCCAAGUUGCCAGAAAUGACCAUAGCCCCCAGCCCCUCCCUGCCCAUGUAUGAGUUUUGUUUGUUUUGUGUUUUUCCUUAAAAAAAAAAAUUGACUUUUUUUCCCACUGGAUUUCUAAUAUUUUCUUUGAAAGUCAGUUGCACUGGCAAAUGGGACCUGCAUCCCCUGGCUGCCGGCAUUGGGGGGCAUACCAGACAGGAUGCAUGGGGAUCCCCAAUUGGCCCAGCGUCCCCUGACCUUCCUUGAGUCAUACAUGUUCCCACCUGGCUUCUAUGGGCAUGCGGAGCCUGUCCCCUGGUCUAGGUAAAGCCAGCUGCUCUGGCACCCUCUGUUCCCUGGCAGACAGAGCACCGUACUCAAGGUUAGCUCUCAGUUCCCCAAGGUUCCUCUCUCAAUGACCAUGAGCUUCCAGCGCUUCCCACCUGCGCACAUCCGCGAACCCCAGCGGAGGCUCUUCUUCGCUAGGCGCUGGCACAGCCAUCCACCUCCCAGCGAUUACUGAGAGAGCUGCCUAAUGAGGGGGGGCAGCAGUGCUGAAGAGCAAGUCCCAGCCUCCUGGGGGCUGCCAUCUGGCAAGGGGAAAGCUAACAAACCAAUAAACUAUGCACUGGAUA